Syngnathoides biaculeatus (alligator pipefish) is the source of this 5537-nucleotide messenger RNA. RefSeq names its product tankyrase 1 binding protein 1 (gene tnks1bp1). Lineage: Eukaryota; Metazoa; Chordata; Actinopteri; Syngnathiformes; Syngnathidae. Bases 226 to 4800 code for a protein of 1524 amino acids. Gene Ontology annotation, molecular function: DNA binding. The record is from RefSeq and is a predicted model, not a curated record. The transcript is spliced from 10 exons.
UAGUGGGUCGACCUGAGGAAGAGGAGGAGGAAGGCAGCCAGGGAGUGUGUUGAUACUCGUCCACACAUUGUGACGCCUCCUUAGUGGGAAUGAGGAAAAAACAUCGAGAAGCAACCGAGACGGUGGAAGUUAACGCGGUUUUGCUCUCCCCGUUUAUAACUUCUUCCCAAGUCCUGCCUUCUUCAUUAUCUGCAUGAUUACGUGAAGACAAAAAGAAACCCAACGAUGCAGAGCUCAGUUGACUCUUCACAGGUGAUAGAUGUCUCAAAACCCAAGCCAUCUCUCCCUCCCAAGCCUCGACUUACUCCCAAGCCUUUUUCUGUACAAAACAACACCAUUCGCUCUAUAAAUGCUCCAAAGGCUAUUAAUGUGUCCUCCAAGGACAAAGCCGGAAAACCUGUGGCUAAAACUGCCCCUAAACCCUCCUUGACCAAACUGUCCACAAAAUCACCUCAGGAAAAGUUCAGUGUGAAUAUAAAGGAUCAAACAAAACCAUCCGUAGCUGAACCCAAACCAGUUCCAGAACAGAAAGAAGUUGCCAAAACAAACCACAAAACAGCGACGCAGGUGGUGGUUGACACUAAACCAGCUGAUUUCAAAAAGAGUGAAGACAAAUCUCCAGCGACUGUGGUCCAGAAGCCUGAAGAAUCACAGAGCAAUGAUUCCUCAAAAAACAAUGAAACAUUUCAAUGGGGGGGAACCAGAAAGCGGUUGUCCGUAGAGCUAACCUCAAAGUUUAACUCUGGUGGUAUUCCUCGGUCCACUGAACACAGCAGAACCACAUCUUUGAAGAAAGGAAAAGAAAAUGAAGAAAAUGUAAACCAGCAGAAACCAAAAAUCCCAGAGCAUUCCACCACAGAAAGUGAUGAAACCAAACUGAUGGAGAACAGCAAUGGAGGUGGCAGCAUCAAACGCCGGAUCAGUCUUCUAUUUGAUGCAGUGUCAAAGCCAGAAGUUGCUGUGAAGAGGGUGCAGCCCGAGUUUGCAAAUGAAAUAGGUGGUGUCAAGGAGCGAAUCAAAAACUGGAGUCAGGAGACCAGCUUAGUGCCCCCAACUGCGCCAACAAGUGACACAACUGACAAAUUGCCGGCUGUUCCUGAAUUAGAAAUCCUAUCUCUGUCUGACACAACUGAAAAACCUCCAACAGAUCAUCAAGACAUAUCAGAGCAGUUGGAGCACAAGACAGUAGCAGAAGAGGAUGAUUCCAACGACUGCACCUUACCUGAACAUAUUAAAAGACCAGACUCUGUCAAGCGCAACUCUGUUCACUCUGGUGCCUUGAAGAGAGAUUGUGAUGAAGCUCCACUUGCUGUUGGGUCGGAAGCAGACACCAAAUCAGAGGAAGUAGGAACUGUAAAGAGCAAGGUAGCGGACAUCAGUGAGGUGAAACAAAUAAAACAUUUGGAAUUUGAAAAAAGGCAAAAAGCAGAGGAAAAUGAAAUACAAAGGAUAAAGUUACAGGAGAAGAAACAAAAAGAGGACGAAGAAAGGAAUAAAGAAGCAGCCAGACAGAAAAGAGAAGAGACCAGGAGGGAGGCUGAAAAAGAAAGACUUGGGCUUCAAAAGGAACAAGAGGAGAGGCAAAGAAGGCAGGAAUUAGAAAAAGAAAGGCUAAGGGAAGAGGAGAGGAGGCAAGGAGAGAAGCAGAGAAAGGAUGAAUAUGAAAGAGAAGAGAGGAAGAGAGAGGAGGAGAAAAAAAGAUUGAUGCUGAAGAGGGAAGAAGAGGAGAAGCAGCGGAAGGAGGAAUUAAUGAAAGAGAGGGUAAGAGAAGAGGAGAGAAGGGAUGAGAUAGAGAGAUUAAAGCUAAAGAGAGAAGAGGAGAAGCAAAGAAGGGAUGAAAUAGAGAAAGAGAGGCUGGGAAAAGAGGAGAGAAAGAGGGAUGAGAUGGAAAGAUUGAAGCUAAAGAGGGAAGAAGAAGAGAGACAAAGAAGGAAUGAAUUUGAAAGGCUCAGAGGAGAGGAAAGAAGGGAGGAGGUAGAAAGAAGAGUGAAGUUGGAUGAGGAGAAGCAGAGAAGUGAUGAGUUGGAGAAAGAGAGAAAGAGGGACGAAAGAGAAAGAUUGAGGCUACAGAGAGAAAAUGAGGAGAGACAGAGAAUGGAUGAUUUGGAGAGGGAAAGGCUCAGGGAAGAGGAGAGAAGGAGGGAUGAAAUAGAAAGAUUGAGACUAAAGAGGGAAGAAGAGGAACGACAGAGAAGAGAUAAUUUGGAGAGGGAAAGGCUAAGGGAAGAGGAGAGAAGGAAGGAGGAAAUGGAAAGAUUGAGACUAAAAAGAGAAGAAGAGGAGAAACAGAUAAGAGAUACAUUGGAGAGGGAAAGGCUGAGGGAGGAGGAAAGGAGAAGGAAGGAGAUAGACAAAUUGAGGCUGGAGAGGGAAGAAGAGGAGAAACGUAGAAGGGAUGAAUUGGAGAGGCUAAGGGAAGAGGAGAAAAGGAGGGAGGAAAUGGAAAGAUUGAGACUAAGGAGGGAAGAAGAGGAGAGAAAAAGAAGGGAUGAAUUGGAGAGGGAAAGGCUCAGGGAAGAGGAGAAAAGGAGGGAGGAAAUAGAAAGAUUGAGACUAAAGAGGGAAGAAGAGAGAAAAAGAAGGGAUGAAUUGGAGAGGGAAAGGCUCAGGGAAGAGGAGAAAAGGAGGGAGGAAAUAGAAAGGUUGAGAUUAGAGAGGGAAGAAGAGGAGAGACAGAGAAGGGAUCAGUUGGAGAGGGAAAGGCUAAGGGAAGAGGAGAGAAGGAGGGAGGAAAUAGAAAGAUUGAGACUAAAGAGGGAAGAAGAGGUGAGGCAGAGAAGGGAUGAAUUGGAGAGGGAAAGACUGAGGGAAGAGGAGAAAAGAAGGGAGGAGAUUGAAAGAUUGAGACUAAAGAGGGAAGAAGAGGAGAGACAGAGAAGGGAUAAAAUGGAGAGGGAAAGACUGAGGGAAGAGGAAAGGAGGAGGGAGGAGAUGGAAAAAUUGAGACUGGAGAGGGAAGAAGAGGAGAGACUGAGAAGAGAGGAAUUGGAGAAAGAAAGGCUUAGGGAAGAGAGAGAAAUUUUAAGACUAAAGUUGGAAGAAGAAGAAAGACAGAGAAGAGUGGAAUUUGAGAGGGAAAGACUAAGGGAAGAGCAGAGAAGGAGAGAGGAGAUGGAAAGAAUGAGAGUGAAGAAGUUGGAAGAGGAGAAACGGAGAAUGGAGGAAUUAGAGAAUGAAAGACGAGAAGAAGAGAGAAGGGAAGAGAGAGAGAGACUGCGGCACAAGAAGGAAGAAGAGGAGAGAAAGGAACUAGAUAGGGAAAGACUGAGGGAAGAGGAGAGAAGGAGGGAGGAGAUAGAAAGACUCAAGCUGAAGAUAGAACAAAAUGAGAGGCAACGAAGGGAUGAAUUGGACAGGGAAAGACAGAGGGAAGAGGAGAGAAGGAAGGAUGAGAGAGAAAGACUCCGACUGAAGAUGGAAGAAGAGGACAGAGUAAGAAGGGAGGAAUUGGAGCACAGGAAAGAGGAGUCUAGGCUGGCACAAGCACUGAAGGAGGAGGAGUCAAGGACGAGAUGGAGGAUGGAGAUGAAAAUGCAACAGCAGAAGGAAGAGAUGGAAGGAAUGGGGGAGCUGGAGACAUGGAGAGAUGAGGCACGAAGGGAAAAAGAGAGAAGGAGCGAAGAAGAGAGAAAAAGACAAAAUGUUAUUGAUGACACUAAGGCACAUUUAAUCAGCUUUGACUCAAAAGACUUGCCUCAAACCCCAGACAAAUUCUCACCACAAACUGGGAUAGUUUACGAUAACUUCUCACUCAGUGUUCCUACGCCUCUGGUGGAUAUUGGUCAGUUUGAUGAUUUUUCAGUGAAACCAACUCGAUGGGGUUCACAGCCGAAAAUGGAUGCAACCAGACGGGACACAAUGGUAGACGUGCUGGUGCCCCUGGCACCCCUUGGUGCCCGGGAAAGAUAUGCACAAGAGAGAGUGAAGACUGAAGAAGUCUUGGAGCCCAUACCCACCUUCAAGAGUCCAGAGGAAGUGGAGGAGCAUCGAGAGCAAGCAGAGGAGCCUCAAGAGCAGGAGAAACUGUUUCCCCAGGAAGAGUUAACAAAAGGAAGCAAACAUUACAAGCAUGAGGAUCCUGUCAGCAGUUAUUGUCCACAUGGUGAAGAGACGGAUGCUUUGAUUGACUUUGAGGCAGACAGGCAGCAUGCAGCGUAUGAUUGGAGAUCUAAAAUAGACAGGACUCCUUUUGAACCAAUAGUGAAGUCUGUCACUGAUCCACUUCCUGACGUCUCAGUCGAAGAUGUUGAUGCAAAUGAAGCAGAUCUGUCUCCUUUCCCUGAGAGCACCACGCCUCUUCUCGACACCAGUGCACAGAAAUCCAGGGUGGAUUUAGGGAAGAGGCGCAGACGAUCACGUCAGUCAUACUCAAGCCGCUCACGUGCAACUUUAACUGAGACUCCAGAGACUCCUGACUGGCGGUCUUGCGACUCCACAGAUGGAGGGCACAGGGAGUCUGACUCGGAGGGGGAGCAGCCAAAGCAAAGGAUUGUCUCUUCACCUUCUGCCUCCAGAAAGAUCCCUGUGUUUCCUGGCGUGAGCCCCUCAACGCUCAUUGCUCAAAUCAAAAAAAGAGCAGAGGGACGAGAGGAGACUGAAGAAGACCAGGAAAGCACAAAUGAUGAAGUGGUCCCAUCUCCCUCCCAGCUGCCUCGGCUCCCCCGCUCUGCGGGCCAGCUUGCAGGAGCUGCACGAGUACUUCCACCCAUAGGUGCCACAGAUGGAGGUGCGGUCUCGCCGGCUUGGCUGACAGAAUUGAAGUCUAAGAAGCGUAUCAGUCAACACGAAGGGGAAUGGUAGCUGAGCAGCAUGUGGAGCAGCCAAGCUGCAGCGCAGAAUCCAUCCAUGACAGAUGUUUGUGCCAAGAGACACCUCACCAAGGUUUAUAUUUUGCACUUUGAGUGCCUGAUUUGUACAUUUGAACCCGAUCUGAGCGAUGCAAACUGGAAUUCAGGGUUUUCAGGCAAAUUACAUGAAAUUGAAAACAUUGUUUUGUAAAUAAUUUGCCUGGGCUGUGUGACUUUUUAUGCUAUUCAGUGCAUAUUUGAACUAAUACUGUCAACUAGUGAUCAUCAACAUAAUGCAGAGCAAGACAUAAAUUGACUUUUUUUUCCCCACUCUGUUCUUUGUUGUUGCUGUUUGUCAAUUAUUAUUGACUGGGUCUAAUGUCAGUGGGCUGUUUCAAACUAAGUUCAUAGUCACUCACAUGUUCCAGUCAUUUUGGAUCACCCCUUUUCUUUAGUUGAACAUAAAAUGAUCUCUGGUAUUAAAUCUUCUUUAUACUUUAUGAAAUGAUUACCUACACCCUGUAUGUUCCUCUAUGCAAGAAAAAAUAUAUUUUUCUUCCUUUCAUAAUACAAUUCAUCCAAAUGCCUCAUUAUAACAUCAGCAAGCUUGCAUAAAAUGUAGGAAUGCUUUCAUGCUACUGCAUUAUGUGAAUACUUGACAUUUUUAAGUGCCUUUGUUUUCUAAUGAAAAGAAAAAUGACCACCAGUCACGAAUUUGCAAUGUUACAAUUUAUUAAAGGCUUUUCUACA